Selaginella moellendorffii is the source of this 829-nucleotide messenger RNA. RefSeq names its product putative germin-like protein 3-2. The transcript has a single exon. Gene Ontology annotation, molecular function: manganese ion binding. Gene Ontology annotation, cellular component: cell wall. Bases 68 to 766 code for a protein of 232 amino acids. The record is from RefSeq and is a predicted model, not a curated record. Lineage: Eukaryota; Viridiplantae; Streptophyta; Lycopodiopsida; Selaginellales; Selaginellaceae.
CGCUCCAAUCUCUUUCCUUUAAUCAUCACUAGUUCUUAUAGAUCUCUUCCAAAAGUUCCAUGUUCUUAUGAACACUCGGAAGAAGAUGGUGGUCCCAAAAUCCAUGAAUUCGUUGUCACUGCUGCUGAUGAUGACGAUCAUGAUCGUCUCUCUUUCAUUCUCAAUCCGUGUCAAUGCCGCCGAUCCGGAUCCACUGCAAGACUUUUGCGUCGCCGACCUCUCCAAGGAUCUCACCAUCAAUGGCUUCCCUUGCAAAAAAGCCUCCAACACCACCACCGAGGACUUCAUCUUUGGCGCCCUCAAGCGUUCAGCCAAAACGAACAAUCCACUCGGCGCUGCAGCGGUGUUUGGAACCGUCAACGAGUACCCGGGUCUCAACUCGCUCGGCCUCUCCAUCGCGAGGCUCGACUUCGCGAAAGGCGGCUUGAUUCCUCCUCACACCCACCCCCGCGCGUCCGAGAUGAUCUACGUCGUGAAGGGGAGCAUGUACGCCGGGUUUGUCACCACGGACAACAAGCUCUUUGCUCGAGUCAUCUCCAAAGGCGACGUGAUGAUCUUCCCUCGGGGUUUGAUCCACUGGCAGCUCAACGUUGGAAACACCAGUGCAGUGGGGAUCGUUACGCUCAACUCGCAGUUCCCUGGCUUCCAGCUCAUCGCCAACUCCUUGUUUGGAUCCAAAAUCCUGGACGAGGUGUUGAUGAAGACCUUCUUUCUCGACAAGAAGACCAUACAGCAGCUCAAGUCAAUCUUCACUCCCUCUGGCUAGAAAAACAAAUUCGAUAGUGUUCACCUUGAAAUAAAGUUUGUCACAUACGAGAUCUUUCCGCCA